CUGAGAUCUAUCCUUUGAUUGAUCCUCUGCUUGCCGAUGGCAGACCUGCUGCACGAAGUAUUGCAUGAUGCUCUAGCCGACUGUAGGAUCGUCAUCCAGGCUGAUAGUCCGCCAUCAUCCCGCCAUGCACGGAGGUUCAAAGAGUGACAGAGCAAGUUUGCCGGAGUCUAUUUUAUGCAACCUGAUGCAAGUGCAACCCCAAGUUGCGCACGGCCGGCUGGGUUUUGCCGUUGGUCUGAUUCGCCUUUCGAAGGCGAUUCCAACUAUACCUUAACGUUUCAGCGGUGAAUAAAAUAAUUUAUGAGCCUGAUGUGACCCCAGAUCAACCGAGGCUGCGUGAUAGCAAUACAGAUCCAGAACGGGUUCCACGCUAGGGAGAGAAAUGGUUUUCCUACCACCCCCUUUUAUUAGUCUCUCAUAUUGAAACCAGGUAGAUCACACUCUGCAUACCGAAGAAGAAGAAAAACCGGAAUCCCUUCCCAAAACACUUGGGUCAUCUGCAUUCACCGGCAGGCGUUGACCGUUAACCAAGCUAGUCACUUCGUCAUGUCGAGCAAUUCCUCCGGGGAAGGGUACUGCAGAAUCGCACAUGGUGUCACCGAAAGCAUGGCAAAUGACGAGGCUUCUUGGGAGUUCUCAGCUUUGGGAAAUAUUCCUGGCCAAUAGCAUGAAUUUUAUGCUAAAUAUGACUACCUAGGGGUGGUGGGUGCUUUGGGGGAGUUGAACCUUCUUUUUUCUUUUCAUAUUUGUCAUUACUUCCUCAAACGCAACUAACCUAGAUUAGAAAUGUCUCUAUAGUUAUCAAAGGUUUCGAGGAAAAAGCCAUGAGAUACCUUGUUUAAAGUUUUAUGUGUUUUCCUCCCCGAACCACUUCGGAUCGCCCUCCAUCUUCGGUAUGGAUUGCAAUUCUACUCCCACUUCCUCCUGGGAUAUUCAUCCGCAUAUUAUCGGUGUCGAGCCGGCGAGCAUGUCAGUUUGGAUGAUCACGAAGAUAAUUCCAUAUCAUACGGCAUGGCACAAAGCCCUUCUUCAGCCGUUCUGCCGCUCAGAACCCCGUAGUUCAGGCUCUACGCACGAUAACCGAGCCCAUCUAGUCUGCAUGGGAUAAACAACAUAAAACAUCCUAUUCUUUUCCUUCAAACAGAAAGUGGGGAACCUCGCCUUCUUAAGUUGGUCAAACGUAAUUUCCUCCCAGGGGCGUCUGGGUCUGUUUUUCGCAUUUCGUUGUCUUUCUCUGUUCAGCAUACUUUUGUGUAUGUUACACCUAGGCACAGCGGGUAGGCCAAAAAUAUAGUACACUGCUUAGAUUCUUUUUUUUUUUUUUUUCCCCUCUCUCGCCCCAGCUGCGAGAUCUCGGUUCCUCUGGACCUUGUAUCAGUUGCUCAAAUCACUGAUUUCCUCCCAAAUCGAAGUUUUGUGCCCGUUCCCGUUCGCACUUCUCAAGUUAUAAAUGUAUGUUGAACAUUUUCCAUGCCUGCUGCUUCCUGUCAUUUACGUGAUAUAAUCAAUCGCCAUCCAUUUUAUUUUUCUCCUUGAUUUGAUUGAGUCGUCAGCCUAGCCAGUUCAAAGUUCAUCCAAAUCAUAUUCCCUUUGUGUCACCCAGAUCUUAUGAUCCAUCUCAUGUAGUAUUGUUGUCUUGUUUUGAUCUACCGAGACAUCUGGACUAGAUCAUGAUGAUGCAGAGACCAUGGGUUAAUUUAACCUCAUAGUUCUGCUGCAUCUUUGUCUUCUCCUUCUAUUUGAGUUGGUUGGGUUUUUCAUAUUCCCCGAAUGCCCUAACGUUCUUCCUCCUCUCCUAUCUUCUUUCUACUUAAGUGUAUUCUUUGAUACUCGCACCUGCCUAGGGCCCAUACAUGGGCAAUGAACAAGCGUGCCCUUUCCCUCAGCCCAUCUAUAGCAGAUCAGAAUCUGUAACUAAGCAAAUAUCACCCUGCCAUCUCUUUGUGUUUUGAACGAUGCGUUUCAAACGUCUAAUAGUUCAAUAUUCCCUUGCAUGUCCUCCAGGGAAAUUUUUGCUCUCUGAACAUUCACAUAACUCUUGAUUUCCCUCCCAGACUCAGACCCUGACCAUGAUUCCAGCGCUGGCAUUUAUCCUUGCCGUAAUCUCAUCGGCAAUAGGUACGUCGCCUCGAAUCCCCUUCGACAACACGGCUGCCCCCUUCUCCAAGCGAGCCAUGGACGAGCUUUCCACAAGUCUCUCCGUCACCAUCGGGUUGCCCUGCACGAACUCAGUCUUAAACCCAGCGGACCCUCUCGAGCUUACAGUUUCAGUCCACAAUAACAAUCCAAAUCAAGCCGUUACUCUCUUAAAGUGGAACACCCCACUUGACCCGCAAGCCAACGUGCUUGGAGUCUUCGAAGUCCGUGAAGCCGAGUGCGGUACACCUGUGGACUCCUUAGUCGCCAAGAUAUCUCGAAAACUGCCCCCAACCCCAGAGGAUCUAGUUGAAAUACCGGCCAAUGGCGUGAAAGAAGUUCAAGUUACGUUACGCCCGAUGGGUUUCAGUGCUGGUCACCAGUAUAAGAUCUCCGCGAAGGGAAGAUGGCAGGCAUUGUGGGCGGCUGGCCUCGAUGAUGUGAUAGCGACGGAUUCGGUGAAUAUGGCCUGUGCUACAUCCGGCAAUUUCGAGUCGAACGUGGUUAUGGUGUCGUUUAAGUGAGGAGGAAACUGUUCAUUGUUUUGAAGUUAUAUUAGUUUAUAGUGCUUGAAGGCCGGCGAAAUUCUCAUUGUUGCGCGGGUACCAGGGGGUUCCCUAUUUAAUUACCCGAUUUUCAGCGUUAUUUCUCUCUAAACAAUGGUGGUGCAGAUGUAUGGAUUCACAGACAUGCGUAAAAG
This is a messenger RNA of Blastomyces gilchristii SLH14081, 2836 nucleotides long. RefSeq lists its product as uncharacterized. The record is from RefSeq and is a predicted model, not a curated record. Bases 2070 to 2660 code for a protein of 196 amino acids. The transcript has a single exon. NCBI's taxonomy places the organism in Eukaryota, Fungi, Ascomycota, Eurotiomycetes, Onygenales, Ajellomycetaceae.